Messenger RNA from Melitaea cinxia (Glanville fritillary), 11942 nucleotides. RefSeq lists its product as uncharacterized. The transcript has 96 exons. Gene Ontology annotation, biological process: cell-cell adhesion. The record is from RefSeq and is a predicted model, not a curated record. NCBI's taxonomy places the organism in Eukaryota, Metazoa, Arthropoda, Insecta, Lepidoptera, Nymphalidae. Bases 119 to 11860 code for a protein of 3913 amino acids. Gene Ontology annotation, molecular function: actin filament binding. Gene Ontology annotation, cellular component: plasma membrane; cytoskeleton.
CAAUGUUAAUAAACUCAGGAUGAUAAUAUUUGUAUCGACGCGAUGAUUCACAGAUCUUCGAACAAACAGGACAAUUUCAGUCAUAUAUCAACCGUUGAGUGAAUAACACCGGACGAGUAUGGCACCACUCUCGCUGAAGAUUGUGUUGGACGAGGGCGCCGUCACCAAGACGCUGAUGUUUGACACCUCCAUGAAGGUGGAGUUUGCGCACCAAAUAGUUCGAGACAAAAUUUCAACCAUCGAUCAUAAUAGAGCUUACGGUUUCUUCCUGACCUCUGCUGACGAUGAGCUCUCUGGCGUGUGGCUGGAAAGUGACAAAAAACUGGAGUAUUACAUGCUCAGGGAUGGAGAUUCGCUGUACUAUUUGCCCAAAAUGCGAAACCUUAGGCUGCGUAUGUUGGAUGGUUCUGUUAAGACGAUUCAAGUGGAUGAAUCGAAAUGCAUUGGAGACUUGAUGACCCAUGUUUGCGACAGAAUAGGCAUCCCGAACAACGAGGAAUACGGCUUUUGUCGCGAAGAAUGCGAUUCGCCAGAUGAAUCAAAACCAAUGACUGGAACUUUGACUUUGAAGAAGAAGACCAUUCAGCGGGAAAAAGACGCACUCCUUGAACAACUCAGUAAAAAGUUAAAAACUGAUGAUAAUGUGGAGUGGCUUGACCAGCACAAAACCUUGCGUGAAUGUCGAGUGGAUCCCAAUGAGACCUUACUCUUCAAGAGACGGUUGUUCUAUUCCGACCGUAACGUGGACGCCAGGGACCCUGUACAGCUGAAUCUUCUCUACGUUCAAACAAGAGACGCCAUUUUGGAUGGACGACAAGUUGUGACUGAGGAUAAGGCUGUCGAAUUCGCUGGGAUACAAUGCCAGGUACAAUAUGGUGAUUUCCAAGAAGACAAACAUAAGCCAGGUUUUAUUGAAAACUUAAGAGAAUUCCUCCCAGAUCAGUACGCAGGCUCAUGGGGAAUAGAGAAGAAGAUCAUAAAAGAACAUAGGAAACACCAUGGCGUCAGCCACUUAGACGCGAAACAUCUUUACACGAAGACUGCCAGGGAGUUGCCAACUUAUGGUGUUACAUUUUUCCUCGUUAAGGAGAAACAAAAAGGUAAAAAGAAAUUGAUACCGCGUCUCCUGGGGAUCAACUCGGAAUCAAUCCUGAGAUUAGAUGAAGAGACGAAAGAAAUACUGCAAGUGUGGCACCUCACACAAGUGAAGUCAUACCGAGCUGGAAGUGAAUUCUUCACCCUGAACUUUGGAGACUACAGCGAUAAGGAAUAUUCAGUGAAGACAAAUGAAGCGUUCCGUAUACGUGACAUCCUUCAAGGAUACAUCGACAUUAUCAGGAAGCGACAGGCUGCACCGUAUAACGUUCACUAUAAUGAAGGGGAGGUAAUCUGUGAGGAGAUGGUUGAGAGUUCAAGAGGCACAUACACGCAAAACGUCGUUGCGACCAAACCAGUAAUAACGACGUUUGUGGGACCGAGUCAAAUAAUAUCCGCCGAGCAAGGUUUAGAUGUUUAUUUAUUGAUUCAAGGCCACAAGUAUGGCGAGGGGACCACAAUAGUCACAGCACAUAAGGUGAUAACGACUACUAGAGGGGAGUGGACCCAGCGGCCCAUGCGCAAAGAAUGGAACCAGUCUGGUAACGCACCGCAGGAUCUCGGCAAGAAACUCAAUCGACUAAACUCUGAGGCUGUCAGGACGGUUGUACUACUCUCAGAUCCCACUCAGGAAAACCUUCAAGAAGUAUGUAAGAUUAUAGACGGCUUCGAGGAUGGUUUGCCGAGUAUAUUAAAAGGUGUUAAUGAAACAGCAGCCAAUUUAAAAGAAGAUGAAUCAAAGAAGCUUCUAGAAGAAUUAGACGAAUUAUCCAACUAUAUAAAUAUAUUGGCGUCGACCAAAAAGAGCGAUCUUAAUCACCUGUUCAACUGGAAACCGAGCAUAACUGGAAUUUGUACAAGUCAAUGGUUGAGGUCGAUGACAUUAGAAAAAGUUCCCAAGAAUCGAAAACGACUCAAGAGACGAGAUGAUUGGAAAGAUGUAAAACGAAAAUGUCUUAAGAAUUUAGGUAAAGCCUACAUAAGCAAAAAAGACAGCAUAAAGACAGUCAGUAGAGAUGUUAAGUAUUCAAAGGGUAAUCAGGACAAUUUGAUGACGGCCCAAGAUUCUGCGAAAAAAAUUGCAGAUCUCUCCACUCAGAUGUUCUUCUCCUUGGAUCCGAAGACUAAAAGACGCAGCCAUUUACUCAGGCGUUCCCGAAACAGUUUCAUCUUGGACGAGAAGACCGAAGCCUCCCUCCGUCGCGCUUCCUUCAUAACAGCUACAGAGAACGCUUGUCAGGCUGUUGAAAAUGCUAAAGCUGAAGUGGAUGAGGAUUACAACAAGCCACCUCUAAGUGAUGAAGAACUGAGAAAGCUCGAAUGUAAAACAAUUGAUAGAAUAGGAAAACUGAAUGCAGCGAUAGCACUGCUGCUUAAUGCUCAUGCUGAUCCGAAUAAUAUUGAUUACGAGAUGGCCGUGAAUUCAAUGAAGACAAUCAAUGAACUAAUGCCGGAUUUCAUAAAAGAUGCAAAACCUCUCAUAUGUACCGGAGAUGAAAACGUCAAUAAAAAACUUAGACAUCAAGUAAUACAGCUUCUAGAUGGUGCCAGAAAUAUGUGCAUGCUUACUGGAUCCAAUGAUGUUAAUAAAAUGUACGAUGAAGGCAACUCGUACGGCGAUGUUGCUAAUAAACUCAUUUUCACCUUCCAACGAUCGGAUCGCGAAAAGCCGAGCAAUGACGAUUCAAACCCGAAUAAUAACAUUAUGGCACUAGCUAAAGUUGUUGGGGAGAAAGUUUCUCUACUUCUAAAAGAAGCAAAUGAAUUGAAUGAUCUAGAAUGCAACGAUCCUCGUUCAGAGAAUGUGGAUGCUGCGGGAGCGAAAUGUGCUGAUACUACACAAGGACUCCUAGCUUGCGCUAAGCUCGCAGCUCAAUCGAUCCACGAGCCACAUUGUCAGAGUGCUUUGACAGCUGCUGCUGAGAACCUCUCAUCAUCAAUUAAGAAUCUAGCCCUAGCAUACAAGCCGUUGGUGGACAAACCAGGCAGGCACGGCUUUUCGAAGCAACUCGCUGAUCGCAUGUUUGAUCUUGCAAAGGCAUUGGAUAAGCUUAAGGAUUCCUAUUCGCACUUAAACGUUUCAGUGGAAUCUAAUGAUGUUCCUGCAGAAGAAGAAUCAGAUUUACAACGCAAAGAACGAUUAAAAUUCGUUAUGUCAUCGAGAGCAGCUAAAAAUGGUCUGAGAGAUGCAGAGAAAGAAUUACAAGAUGUUUUACAAACAUUUACGGAACCAAGCACUACUGCAAGUAGAAAUCCAGAAGCACGGCGUCUUCUGUCUCAAAGAUUGGCGCAGUUGAAUGCUGCUAUCGCUUCCCUUAUUCAAGCUACAUCUGACACAAAGAACCCUGAUUACGAUACAGCUGGAACAGCUGUUAACACUAUCAGUCAACUUACACCAACAAUAAUCAACGGUAACUAUUAUUUCUUUGUUCUUUUGUUUUUUCUUCUUUUUUCUAAACAAAAUUUAGUUUUUGCUUUCAUGACAUCUACAAAUCCGCUCGUACUGCUAUUUCUACAUUACGCCAAAGGGCUACGGGGAAAUGUUGAUGAGAACGCCUGGCAAGAAAUAGCUCAAAGCCUGAAGGAGAUACUUGAAGCAACAAAAGGAAUAUGUGAAAGUGCCGAAAACGGCAAUAUUGGUGAGCUGAACAAAGUGGCGUCGAAAAUCGCAAGUCCGUCUCGCAAAUUGACCUUCAAAAUUAGUCCUCGUCGAAACGCUAAAACAAAGAACGAGAUACUAGAGUUAUCUAAAUCAGCUGUUGAUCAAACCGCUCAACAUCUUACUCACGUGAAUGAGCUCGCGAAGAAGAUUGGAGGAGAAGAAGGUAGCAAACUAGAUAACGCUGGAGUGAAAGCUGUAGAUGCUGCACAGCAACUGCUGAAAACUUCUGAGAUAACAGCACCAAGCAUUGAAGACACGCGUUGUCAAUCAGCGUUACUAUCUGCAAUAGACCGUCUUUCUGAUAGAGCAAGAAAUGUGCAACAAAUAUGGGAACCUAUAGUCGAAAUUUCUGAGCAUCGCCCACACAAAGAACAAUUAAAUCAUAGUCACAAACAACUCAAUUCAACAUUGGACAAACUAAAACAAAGUUGUGUAGCUAAAGAAGAUGGAGAACCAGAAGAGCAACAGAAACAUCGACAUAAUUUCGUCGUCACAACAGCAGCGGCAAAGGAUGACUUGAAUAAAGCAGAUAAACAUUUGCAAGAGCUGAUAAAUACGGCACAUAAAACAAAAAUUGCAAGUAAAAAUCCGGAUGCACAGCGACUUCUGUCCCAAAGGCUGGCGCAGCUGAAUGCUGCUAUCGCAUCAUUAGCACAAGCUACCUCUGACACAGAUAGUCCUGAUUACAAGACUGCAGGAGCCGCUGUUAAAAACAUUUGUCAACUGACACCAACGAUCAUCAACGAUACCAAAGAGAUACAAGGAAAUGUUGAUGAAAAUGCAUGGAAAGAAAUAACUGAAAGCCUCAAAGAGAUACUCGAAGCAACACGAGGAAUUUGCGGCAACGAAGACUGUAGCAUUGAGUAUCAGGAGCUAAAUGAGGCUGCGUCUAAAAUAGGAAAAUCAUCUGGCAAAUUAACUUUCAUUAUUAGCCCUCGUCGCAACGUGAAGAAACAAAACGAGGUCAAACAGUUAUCCGAAUCAGCUGUUGGUCAAAUGGCUCAACUUUUGGCUCACGUGGAUGAGCUCGCAAAGAAGAUUGGAGGAGAAGAAGGUAGCAAGCUAGACGAUGUUGGAGUUAAAGCUGUAGACGCCGCUCAACAACUGCUGAAAACUGCUGAGAUAACAGCACCAAGUAUUGAAGAUGAGCGUUGUCAGUCAACAUUGCUAUCUGCGAUAGACCGUCUUUCUGAUAGAGCAAAACAAGUGGAACAAACAUGGAAACCUAUAAUUGAAAAACCAGAAUAUAGACCACAUGGAGUGCAACUAAAUAAUUGUCUACAGCAGUUGAAUUCAACAUUAGACAAAUUGAAACAAACUUGUCAAUCUAAAGGAGCUGAGGAAUCAGAACAACAAAAGAUAGCACGACACAAUUUCAUCGUCGCGUCAACAGCGGCUAAGACUGAUUUGCAGAAUGCAGAUAAAGAUUUACAAGAGCUGAUGAAAACGGGACCGAGUGCUAAACCUGCUGGUAGAAAUUCUGAUGCAAGGCGACUUCUAUACCAAAAGCUGGCACAAUUGAAUGCUGCUAUUGCAUCUCUAGCACAAGCUACUUUUGACGCGGAUACUCCUGAUUAUAACACUGCAGGAGCAGCUGUCAAGAAUAUAUGUCAAUUAACGCCAAGGAUCAUUAAUGAUACUAAAGCGCUACAAGGAAACGUUGAUGGAAAUUCUUGGAAAGAAAUAACUAAUAGUCUUAAAGAGAUACUUGAAGCGACACGAGAAAUUUGCGGAAGUGCUGAAGACAGCAACAUUGAGGAGCUAAAUGAGGCCGCAUCUAAAAUAGCUACUUCAUCUGGCAAGCUAACAUUUAUAAUUAAUCCACGUCGCAAUAUGAAGAAACAAGCGGAGGUUGAACAGUUAUCCAAAUCAGCUACUGAUCAAACUGCUCAGCAUUUGGCUCACGUGGAUGAGCUCGCAAAGAAGAUUGGAGGAGAAGACGGUAGCAAGCUAGACGAUGCUGGAGUGAAAGCUGUAGAUGCUGCACAGCAACUGCUGAAGACUGCUGAGAUAACAGCACCAAGUAUUGAAGAUAAACAUUGCCAAUCAGCUUUAUUAUACGCAGUAUAUAAACUUGGCGAUACUGCGAAAACAGUGGAACAAAUUUGGAGGCCCAUAGUAGAAAAGCCUGAACAUCGUCAGACCGGAGAAGAAUUAAAACAUAGUUUUAAGCAAUGGAAUUCUACUCUCGACAAAUUGAAAGAAUUAUGUCAACCUGAGGACGAUAAAAUUGACGUGGGAAUUCCUGGAACAGAAACAGGAGAAGACCUGGAGAGGCGCAGGAUUCAAUUUGUCAAUAAUUUGAAAGGAGUCAAAGAUGCCAUGGCUGAUGCUGCCAAAGAAAUAAAAGUUACAAGUCAAGAUUCAAAUAAAUUGCAAAAGAACAAAAAUCCGGUAUCAAAGAGCUUACUAGCCCAAAAGCUUGCGAACUUGAAUGCUGCUAUAGCAAAUAUGCUUCAAGCUAUUUCAGAUCGUGAAAAUAAAAACUACGAAAAGGCUGAGGAAGCGAUCAACACAAUAUCAGCUCUCACAACUGAUAUAAUUAAAGACGCUAAGACUCUGCAAGGUAAUGUAGACGACAAGUCUUGGAAGCUGAUAAUGGAUGAUCUGAAGAAUAUUGUUGACAAAACGAGCGAUAUUUGUGAGAAGGCUGAUAACCAAGAGGAAGUGGAAAAGUCAGCAUUAGAACUUGCAAACUCAGUCAACAAAAUGACCAACGUUAUUAAUCCACGCAAUAAUGUGAAGAAGGAAAAUAAGAUACUAGGCUUAUCCAGAGAAGCUGCUGAACAAGUCUCCUUAUUGUUGUCAAGUGUUUAUCAACUGGCGGAAGAAAUCGAUGGAGAUGUCGGAGAGAAUCUCGACAAUGUUGGGGUUAAAGUUGUUGAUUCUGUGCAGACAAUGCUUAAAACUGCUGAGAUUACAUCACCAACGAUCAACAAUGUUGAAUGUCAACGAGCGUUAUUAUCAUCAGUAGACCGGGUUUCUGGCCUAACUGACGAUCUGAAGACAAUUUGGAAUCAACAUGUACAAACUCCGAAAUAUCGACAAAUUGGACACCAACUUGAAGAGAACCAUAAGAUUGUAGAAACAAUGCUAGACAAAUUAAAGUCAGCCGUCCAGGAACCAGAUGAAGAACCUAAACCCCAUCUCCUCAAUGAUUUGUCAGACGCAAAGAAGAAAAUCAAAGAUGCUGAAAAAUUAUUCUCCGAAGACAAGAUGUACGAUCAACGUGCUUUACCAACAAAAAAUAAGAAUACCGAUAAAGGCGAUAAAACAGUGCUGCAGAAACGACUACAGCUCUCAGACAAAUUGGCUCAACUUAACGAGGCAGUCGCUUUACUCUUGCAAGCCAUGUCAGAUCGUAUGAACCCAGACUACAAAACAGCAGAAAAAACUAUAAGUAUUAUUUCGAAUUUAACGCCGGAAAUCGUUCAAGAAACGAUAGAAAUUCAUGAUAAUAUGGAUGAUAAUGCACGCGAAGUACUAUUCAAAGAGGCAAAAGGAUUAUGCAACGCAAGCCAGGAGAUUUGUACUAGUGUGGAAAACAAUGAUUUAGAGGAACUUAAUAAAGCCGCUACCAAUUACGCGCAAUCAUCCGGAAAACUUCGCUUCAUUGUCAGCCCUCGUUCUUAUCCAAAUAAAGAGAAAAAAAUACUUGACCUAACACGUUCGAUCUGUGAAAGAACAUCACUGAUGCUAUCACGAGUUUCUCGCCUUGCGUGUAACAUUGACGGGGAUGAAGGUAACGAUCUCAAUGAAUCUGGUGCUAAAGUGGCUGAUACCGCACAAGUGCUGCUGUGUACCGCUCAGAUAACAGCACCAUCAAUCAGUGACCGUAACUGCCAAUUAGCGUUGACAUCUUCCGCUGACACCUUAUCAGACGUGGCUCAAGAUUUAGGAAAGGUCUGGAGACCGUUGGUACAGGAUACGAAGAAUAAGCAAAUUGGAGAUCAACUUACGAGAGAUCUGGAUCUAUUGAACAAUGAGCUUGAAGUUCUGAAAAAGACUUGUCAAGAUAAUUCUGAUUUAAAUGACACAGUGGAUAUGACACAACAACAUCGAACAAUUUCUAAGCCUAAAGAGGAAGCGGGUCCUAAAACAGACGGUAAGAUGCAGAACAUUGAUCUUCUGUUAGAAGAUAUUUACAAAACAUCUAAGAAUGUAGAAAAACCCGAGAAGCCGAUUGUCAUCGAAGACACGCCUCUUCGACAACUGGCCAGCAAAAUUAUGGAGUCAGCUAAGAUCAAAGCUGAAUGUGAUCACUAUUCAGAAACAGAACGCAAAAGAUUUGCAGAACUCGCUAAUAAAUUAGCUGAUGCCAUCAACAUGUUAGACGUCACUAAUUCGAGGUGUCGGGAUACGCCAUUUGGUUCUAAAGAGAAAACAGAAAGAGCAUUGCAGCUUGAAAACGCCAUACUAAAUCUUCAAUUGUUAUGUAUUCAAUCUCGACAGAAGGAUGGUGAAGCGAGCAAUAUCGUCGAUUUGACGGAAUUCGUCGAUGACGUCACUUCAGCUGUGGAUGACUUACAAAAAAGUACAAAAGAAAUCAAAGAUAAAUCCAAAAAAGAAGCUGUAUUGGACAUCACCGACAAAUGUCAGAAGAUGAAAGAAAAAGCUAACGAACUUCUCGAUGCACAGAAUACUCAAGCAGAUGGAAACAUGUUUGAUGACGUCCUUAGAAUCGAUCAAUUCGCUAAGGACUGCGAUGACAAUGUGCAAGCAAUUAAUAAUAUGGUGCGCAACAUCGGUGACGAAACAGCGAGAAAGAAGCUUUUAAAUAAACUUCUUUCGUUGGAAGAAAAAUGUAAUUUAUUGAGAUUUGCUGCUAAGAGCAGCAUUUCGAACGCCGAAAGUGCCACACUCGAAGAGAGUCUGAGAAAUCUUGAGGAUACUGAGAGAAAGAUUCAAAUGAUUAUAAAGCCUGCUGAAGAAAGCACAGAACUCCAAAACGUAAAAGGAGUUAAUAAGCGGUCCAUAGAAGCAUCACAGGCAACAUUAGGUACUGUGAUCGCAGCUGGAAAUGAAAACAAACUUCCAAAAGCUUUAGCGCGUUACGCUGUUGAAAUGACAAGUCUUAACCGUGCCAAUGAUAGGAAGAACAAGUUGAAAGAACAUCUAGACAGAUUGUUAGACAUACUGAAACUGCAAAUAGCCGUGAAGAACCGUCGAGUAGUGACCUGGCAGGACAUGAAUCAUGAAGAAGUUUACACAACUACGGAGAAAGUUCUUGAGGAGCUGGACAGCUUUGCCAAUGAUAUGGAUGUCAAUCAUAGUGCCAAAGAAAUAGCAAGUAGUGAGGAAGUUGAAAUACUGAAAGAAGUUGAUAUCAAAUCUUUGCUUGCACCAAAUACAUCGAAAGUACUAGGAGAACAGAAGGAACUCAAAAUCAAACUGAAUCAGCAAAUACAGAAACUGAACUCUAUGACCGGAACAAUAGUGCUUAGUUUGAACAAACCGGAGUCGCUCGCCAGAAGCCUCCACACGACCUCUGAAACCGCUGCACAAUUAUCUGCCAUCGCUAGAGGUCUUAAAAAUGAGGAUCCAGUUCAAAACAAGAGAAUCGAGGAGGCAGCACAAGAAAUUAAUGUCGCUACAUAUCAACUUAUGAAAACGACAAAAUCUAUAUCUAAGACACCAACUCAUCCUGAAUCAAGAAGGAGACUGCUAGAAGCGUGCAAUUUGUUGAAUGAUUCAUUGAACAAUAUUGCUCGAGUAGCAAUACCAGCUGAUAAGAUGCAACGUGACUGCAAUGAACUAAUGAGUAGCUUGCAGUUGCAUCAGAGCUUCCUGACCUCUGAUCAUCCAUCUUGCGCUCUGAGCUAUCCUGACUGUCUGGCUGCACUGCAGACUCAACAGGAUGUCAUAAGCAAACUUAAAUCAGAACAGAACAUGUCGAGAACGGAAUGCGGCACCGCGCUGCGCUACGUAUCGUCAGCAAUAUCGAACACUGCAGAAUACGCUACACAAAGCGCCUACUUGUUAACGUUGUCCAAAGAAGAUCAAAACGCAGCAAAAUCAGGUUUAGUGGACGUACCUUUUGUGAAGAAAUUGACGGAUUUGAUAAACGAUACUUGUAUUCAAAUUAUUUGCAAUGGGAGUGAUAAAGAGGCAAAAGACCAAGUAACUCUAAAUAAACAAGUGCAGCAACUGCAAGAAGCUAUUAACAUUGCGAGUACGAAUAUGAGGGUAGAAGACCAAAAUAAACUAAUGGAACAUUCGAGAGAACUGCACGAAGCUUUGAAGAGUCUGAAUGAUAUAUUAAGCCAGUCUUUAAUCGAGGAGGAGAAAUCUACAGCAAGAACAAUGAAAGUAAUAGAUGCUGUCAAUAAUAUUAAUGACACAAUCGACAACACUCCUGAACCUAAGACUGACAAGGAUCCAAAAACUUUAGCUGGCUCCAAGGAAGUUCUCGAUAACACCAGGAAUCUAUUAAACAAGACAUCGAUGAUGAUAAGGAAGGCGAGCCUGUGGCGAGAGGAAGUGAUGACUUGGGUUACGUUCGGUAGCAGUGACGUCAUCAAGGCGUUCGAAUCAUUGGUCACUUGUAUCAGAGAAAAAGGCGCUGAAGCUGGUCUAAUUGAAGCGAUACAAACGAGUGAGGAACCAGAUGCUCCAGCAAAAAGCUACAUGCAGACACAAUUGGAAUCAGCUUUAUCCUGGCUCCGAAGACCAGCGUCCAAAGACAACGUCAAAGCAGAGGGCGUGAAAGGUGCAGAAAAUGUUGUGAACAUGGCUGAACAGAUGUGUGAAGAUCUUCAGGGAAGCGAGAAAGAGGAAAUGAAACAAGUCAUUGAUGAAACGAAGAAGCUGCUGAAGGAUUGUUCUGUUAAGUACAACAGUGAUAAGGCUGGUCUUUUAACGGAACGGCUGAAGGAGCUCCGUAAGAUGUUGGAGCGAGGAGUUGUGACGAGGGUGGUGGAAGACUUCCUCGACGAAGAGCCCCUCGCCGAUUUGGAGAACAUCAUCCAUAAAGAGAAUGAUGAGAAGAAACGCAAGUUCCUGCUGGAGAAGAAGCUAGCAGAGUUACAGGCACAGCUCGGCCGUAUCAAGAAAACCGCAAGAUUUGUAGCAGACACUGGUAAAGCGUCGAGACAGGAACUCAUGAAAACCAGUGACCAGGUCGAACUACUAGCGCCAUCGUUAGUUAAAGCUGUGCAACAAAGAAUUAAAGAUCCAGAAGACCAGGCCGCCAUAGAACAUUACCAGAAGCUUUUAGCUGAAUAUGCUGAAUCUUUAUCGAGGAUUCGAGAGCUUUGCGAUAAAGCUGUCGAUCCAAUUGAAUUCUCACAAGCUGCAGGUGAGACAAUGCAGCGUAUAAAGGAAGAAUCCACUAACAAUCCUACGUACAGUACUCGUUCUCCUAGAGUUAUUAUAAAGCUCUACAAACGAGUAGUAGAUGUUGGUAUAAAUUCAGACCUAGUUCAGAAAGACCCUGAACUGAAGAAGACCCUCACCGAAAUCAAAUCAACCGUAGAGGAGAAAGAGUGGGAAGCAAAACGAGCUGACUCCUGGAAAGAUAUUACUUCUGAAAUUUUGAGAAGAACAGGGCAAGUGGAAUCUGCUUUGGGAGGAGAAAAUAUCUUCUUAAAACAACCCGAACCUGAUCAGCCGAUCUUUGCCGCGGCGCACGACCUGCACAGCGCGGUGCGCGGCUGGGCGGCGCGCGACAACGAGAUCGUCGCCGUCGCCAAGCGGACGGCCGUGCUCAUGGCCAGGCUGUCCGACUAUAUGAACACAGGUAAUAAGAGUGAACUCAUAUUUACAUCAAACCUGAUCGUCACGGCGUCGAGGGAGGUCGCAGAACUGGCUAAGAAGCUUGCGUUAGAGUGCUCUGAUAUCCGGAUCAGAACCAAUCUUUUGCAAGUCUGUGAUCGCAUCCCGACAAUCAGCGGCCAGUUGAAGAUGCUGACAACUGUGAAAAGCUCUUCUUUAGGACACCAAGGAAGUGCAGAGGACCAAGAGGCAAUGAACAUGCUGGUGGGCAAUGCGCAAAAUCUCAUGAAAAGCAUCCAAGAAGUAGUGAAAGCUGCCGCGGGUGCCUCGGUGAAGAUCAUGUCACAGAGAGGAUGCAGACUCAAAUGGGUCCAGAGAACCUAUUACUGACGUCACAAAUUUGAAGAGACUAUAUAUUUUGUACCAUGAAUCUGAUUUAUAUUAUUAAGCAAUAAAAUAAAUAGAUCUUAAA